GGUCCCCGCGCCCAGUCCCCGGCCAUCCCCGCGCCCCAGGCCCGCGGGAGGAUGCGGCGGCGCUCGCGCGUGCUGCUGUGCUUUGCACUGCUUUGGGUGCUGGGCAUCGCCUACUACAUGUACUCGGGGGGCGGCUCCGCGCUGGCCGCGGGCGGUGGCAGGAAGGAGGACUGGAAUGAAAUUGACCCUAUUAAAAAGAAAGACCUUCACCACAGCAAUGGAGAUGAGAAAGCACAGAGCAUGGAGACCCUCCCUCCAGGGAAAGUACGGUGGCCAGACUUUAACCAGGAAGCCUAUGUUGGGGGGACAAUGGUUCGCUCUGGGCAGGACCCCUAUGCCCGCAACAAGUUCAACCAGGUGGAGAGCGAUAAGCUGCGCAUGGACAGAGCCGUCCCUGACACCCGGCAUGACCAGUGCCAGAGGAAGCAGUGGAGGGUGGACUUGCCAGCCACCAGUGUGGUGAUCACAUUCCACAACGAAGCCAGGUCGGCCUUGCUGAGGACAGUGGUCAGUGUGCUGAAGAGAAGUCCGCCCCAUCUCAUAAAGGAAAUCAUCCUGGUGGAUGACUACAGCAAUGACCCUGAGGAUGGGGCCCUCUUGGGGAAGAUCGAGAAAGUUCGGGUCCUGAGGAAUGAUCGCCGAGAAGGCCUGAUGCGCUCCCGGGUUCGCGGUGCCGAUGCUGCCCAGGCCAAAGUCCUGACCUUCCUGGACAGCCACUGUGAGUGUAAUGAGCACUGGCUGGAGCCGCUGCUGGAGCGGGUUGCUGAGGACAGGACUCGGGUGGUGUCGCCCAUCAUCGACGUCAUCAACAUGGACAACUUUCAGUACGUGGGGGCCUCUGCUGACCUGAAGGGCGGGUUUGACUGGAACCUGGUGUUCAAAUGGGAUUACAUGACACCAGAGCAGAGGAGGUCACGGCAAGGGAAUCCAGUGGCCCCCAUUAAAACCCCCAUGAUUGCUGGUGGGCUGUUCGUGAUGGACAAGCUGUACUUCGAAGAGCUGGGGAAGUAUGACAUGAUGAUGGACGUGUGGGGAGGAGAGAACCUGGAGAUCUCCUUCCGCGUGUGGCAGUGCGGUGGCAGCCUGGAGAUCAUCCCGUGCAGCCGCGUGGGACAUGUAUUCCGAAAGCAGCACCCCUACACCUUCCCAGGUGGCAGUGGCACUGUCUUUGCCCGCAACACUCGCCGGGCAGCAGAGGUCUGGAUGGAUGAAUAUAAGAACUUCUAUUAUGCAGCAGUGCCUUCGGCCAGAAAUGUUCCAUAUGGGAACAUUCAGAGCAGACUGGAGCUCAGGAAGCGGCUUGGCUGCCGGCCCUUCCAGUGGUACCUGGAGAAUGUCUACCCAGAGUUGAGGGUUCCUGACCAUCAAGAUAUAGCUUUUGGGGCCUUGCAGCAAGGGACCAAUUGCCUUGAUACAUUGGGACACUUUGCUGACGGUGUUGUUGGAAUUUAUGAGUGUCACAAUGCUGGGGGAAACCAGGAAUGGGCCUUGACGAAGGAGAAGUCAGUGAAGCACAUGGACUUGUGCCUUACAGUGGUGGACCGGGCACCUGGCGCCCUUGUGAAGCUGCAGGGCUGCCGGGAGAACGACAGCAGACAGAAGUGGGAGCAGAUCGAGAGCAACUCCAAGCUGCGGCACGUGGGCAGCAACCUGUGUCUGGACAGCCGGACAGCCAAGAGCGGGGGCCUGAGCGUGGAGGUGUGUGGCCCGGCCCUCUCGCAGCAGUGGAAGUUCUCACUCAACCUGCAACAGUAGCAGCCCAGAGCCCGGAUCUGCUGCCGAACCACUGGCCAAGCUGGUGAUCACAUUAUCGAUUAUGUUUCUUAAACUUUCCGCGAAACUAUAUACCUCAGUAUUCCAUCAUGGUCUGAAAGCCAGAGAGCUCCAGCAAAGCGCAGCUGUGCUGGCAGACGCAGUGGCUGCUGGAAGGAGUCAGCCACUGUCCUGGGGCCCAGCUGGCCCCUCCCGUGGCUGCCCUUCUCCUCCUCUUGCUCAGUAGCCAGGAGCCACCCGGCUGAGGCACGCAGCGGAGAAGCAGCUCUGGGCGUGGUAGCAGAGGGAAGAGGGUGCGCGGUGCCCUCGGAGCAAGAACUCUCAAAACCGCCGUCUGAUCCCAUCAGAGUCCCAUGUGGGCCCCACAAUGCGGCUCACGUCAUUACAGGUCCCGUCACCCCCCUCUGCGCCUCCAGGCCCGGCGCCCCCUCUUCCACUGAUGUGCUUGCUGUAUUUGAACGUGAUUUUUCUAUGGUGGGACACUAAAUAUAAAUACAUAUAAAAGAGAAUGUACGGUCAGUUCCCCACAGUCUCUCUAGGUCGCUUCUCCUCACAGCACAGUGCAUGCUGGGUGGAGGGGCCACCUGUCCUUUGUCCCCUGGAGCCUCAUAGCCAGGAGGCACUACUGUGGCCAGCAGGGGCCUCCCAGGACCCCGGCCCCAGCCCACAGGCAUCUCUGCGUGGCCUCCGCAUGGGAGUCGUGCCGUGUGUCGGAAAAUCCACUUGUGUCUCUUGGUAUCCAUAAACCCAGAUAGGUUACUUAUUUUGGCAAAUACUGCUUUGGGUUUUUUUAAUUAAUUUUUUUUCUUUAGGGGAAAAUAAUCUCCAACCCCGCAGCUCCUAAUGUGAGCUGGGAGUAUCCCCAGUGCCCUCUGACAGGGCACGCCAGUGACCCUAGACAGCUGUCACAUGCUAAUGCUGGGCUCAUGGGAGUCUGAGACCGCAUACACCAGGCCUUCAGAACUGACACCUGCAGGCAAGGUGUGGCCAUGCGCCCCCAGCCUGCGCGUUUAGUUGAUGUCCUGUUACCCAGCACCCCCACACGUGGCUGCCCAGGCUUGGGUAGAGCUGGAAGGAGUCAGAGCCACACAGUCUAAUGAGGACCUGGGUGUGAGACAGCAGCCCAUGUCCUGUGAGCCACAGGCGGAGAGGACCUGGCUGCAGUGGUGGGCAGAGAUGCCUGGGCCCUAGCUCAUGUACAGGAAUGUUCCUGCACAGCCUCCUUGACUCUUUGUGUCCCUGUCAUGACACUCCCAUGGUUCCCACCCUGCCACCUGCCUUCCCAUGAAGAUGUCCAUUCUCAGAGGCCAGUUGGGCUCCAUGUGCUUAUGAGAGCUGUGGAGGCCGUGGAGGUACAGGCAGCUGGGAGUUGCUGAUGUGCACUCUUCCUGCUGGUCUCCUCCAUCUACCACCAGCCCACGUGAACAGCUGACCAUGGGCCCUCAGGAGGCUUGGCCAGCUGGCCGCCCUGUGUCUCAUUUGCUACCCCUGCCAGGCAAACAGACACAUCUUAGAGACAGGUAGCCAUGUGCUGGGUGAACUCCACACACUGCCGUCUUCCAGCGUGGGCUCCAAGGGAGACUGCACGUGGGUGCAGGUGAAGGCUCCUGGCCACAGAGCGGGGCAGGGUAGUCUGUGCUGCUCAUGCUAGCGCUUGGGCCCUGGUCACACCCCGUCACCAUUGAGCUGCUUUGUCAGCCAAAAACCCACGGGAGGCAGACGGGGCUGGUUUCUGGUGGAGCUUGUUGAGCCCUCCCCUGUGCACCUGCUGUGUUGUCUGGCCACUUGGGGGCACCAUGUGGGGGGCUUCCAGCCGAGGCCUCUGGGCUGGUCCUCAAGGUGAGCCCCGUUUACAGGACACAGCGUGCCAAAGUGACUUACUGUGCUCGUGUUAUUUUGUAGUCCUCGGGACUGUCCCACCCGCCCACUUCUGUUUUUAAAGCAAACUUCCCAAGGUCUGUCCGAGCACAGCAGGCAGAGACAGUCGUCUUCUCUGUGGUCCUUGUGUCUCCUUCAAAGCUGAAAUGAUGGUAUCUGUGGGUGUGUUUUGCAAAUUUAAAAUAUAGUUUGGUAAUUUUUUUCCAGUUGAUUUUUAAAAAGAACUGCUGUACAGAGCUUGUACUUUGUCCAUUUUAUAGAUGGAAACCAUCCUUGAAAUUGUUUAACUUAAAUAAAGAAAAAGAUGCUUUAUAGAUA
This is a messenger RNA of Chinchilla lanigera (long-tailed chinchilla), 3969 nucleotides long. RefSeq names its product polypeptide N-acetylgalactosaminyltransferase 2 (gene Galnt2). Gene Ontology annotation, cellular component: Golgi apparatus. Lineage: Eukaryota; Metazoa; Chordata; Mammalia; Rodentia; Chinchillidae. The record is from RefSeq and is a predicted model, not a curated record. The transcript has 16 exons. The coding region runs from base 52 to 1755 and encodes 567 amino acids.